Spodoptera exigua (beet armyworm) is the source of this 3353-nucleotide messenger RNA. The record is from the annotation of a GenBank genome assembly. NCBI's taxonomy places the organism in Eukaryota, Metazoa, Arthropoda, Insecta, Lepidoptera, Noctuidae.
CCGGGGCAUUAUUUGUACUUUGUAGAUUUUCAUAGAGCAACAGAGGCCUCCAUAGAUUUCAAUGAGGAACAGAUUUGCUUACAGUCUAUGGUUUCAUUCUUUGAUUUAAUUCAACAUGGCGGUUAGUCACAUUUUCGUGUUCCGAAAUUUAUUUUAAUUUUAUGGUUUUCAUCUGAAUUUGUUAGUAAAUACUAUCUGUUACUUUCAGAGAACAAUGUUAUCGUUCUGGCGGCAGUAAUAGUUUGGUGCCUAAAGAGAAUUGAGAGUGAGGACGACUUCGGCGUCCUCACGCCUCUGGUAUCUUCGCCGUAAGCGACAUCGUGUGAAAUAUUGAUUUUAUUCUUUAGUUACUUUCGAAAAUGAUGAUGUACACGGGGACUAGUACGGAGCAGGACACCCGCUUCAGUGACAAGGAGAAGAAACUGAUGAAGCAAAUGAAGUUUGGGGAUUGUUUAACUCAGCAGGUGGACAUGUCCAAGGUAAAGCUGGAUGUGCUGAAGCCAUGGAUCACACAGAAGAUCACAGAAAUCCUGAAGAUGGAAGAUGAUGUAGUAAUUGACUAUGUCAACAACCAGCUCGAGGAGAAGUUCCCUUGUCCCAAGAAAAUGCAGAUCAACCUUACUGGGUUCUUGAAUGGAAAGAACGCGCGGCUCUUCAUGGGUGAGCUGUGGGAACUGUUGCUGAGUGCGCAAGCCAGCGAAAAUGGUAUUCCGGAGUCUUUCACGCAACAGAAGAAGGAAGAAAUUAAGAAAAGAAUGGAAGAACAGCAGAAGGAUAAAGAUAAAGACAAGGACCGGCGCAGGUCGCGAACACGGUCGCGGUCUCGUCGCAGAUCCCGGGAGCGGCGGCGCUCGCGGUCCAGAUCACGAGACCGUUCGUCUGAUAGAAAACAUCGCAAUGGUGGCAGCCCACGACGGUCAAGGCGCCGCAGCCGCGACAGGAGUAGCCAGUCCAAAUCUUCACAUGUUGAAGACUCCAAAGCAGCUGAACCGAAAGAAAAUGGAAAAUCUCCAGAGAAGAAAGAAGAGUCUGAGGUAAAGGAGGAGACCAACCAUAACACUUCAAUUGACUCUGUUAAAGAGGAGGUCAAGGAAACAACUGUUGCUAAAGAAGAUAAAACUGAAGAUGAAGGAAAUAAGUCUAGAUCUGUUUCACCUGCCAAGUCUACUGGGGAGAAACCGUCAGAAGAAAAACCUGCUGACAAGUCUGCUAGGCGAUCAUCUAGCGAAAGACGAUCCACAUCUGUAUCAUCACGAGGAAGUGCCAAGAAGAGGUCGUCACAUAAGAAACGUCAGUAUCGGUCAAACCGCGAUUCAUCAACCAGCGUCAGCCCUAGACGCAGUUCCCGCAGAGAAAGGAGUAAGUCUCGCCGUCGCAGCAGUCGCCGCAGGUCCUUGGAGCGCCGUGACAGGGAACGCGAGCGGGAGCGGGAAAGGGAACGCGAGAGGGAACGCCGUCGCCGCGAGAGGGAGCGCCGGGAGAGGUCUCGUGAUCGUCGCCGAUCCCGAUCCCGAAGGCGAUCUGCAUCUCGUUCAAGGCGUCGUUCUGGCCGUCGCUCGCGUGAUCGACGCUCAAGGGACAGGAGAUCUAGAGACAGGCGUUCAAGAGAUAGGUCCAGGGACAGGAGAUCGAAGGACCGCACCAAGGAUAGGAGGUCGAGGGACAGGAAAUCGCGCGAUCGUAGAUCCAGCGACCUAAUCAAAGAAAGAUUAGAAAAAUCCGUUUCUAUCCCUCGAAAAGAAAACCUGGAGAAGCUGCAUAAAAAGUCUUCUGAGCGAAAGUCAUUGCCACGGGAGCAGUCUAAAGAGCGAGCUGCAUCUAGUACGAGUAGGGAGUCUUCUGUCGCAAACGACAAACCUAUUCCGCAAAAUGAUGACCAAGUCAAACCAGCACAGUCAUCUGAUGACGAAGAAAGAGAAGAUAUUAUUGCUAUUCCGCCGUUGCGUGAAUUUUCUAAGAGCUUGUCUCGUACACCCUCUCCAUUUUUAAGAAAACACGAAAUUGAACACAAGAAAUCUGACAGAUCUGGAGAUGAAGCAUCUGCAAAAGAACAAAAUGAAGAGGAAUCCAAGCCAAGAGAAGUUAAGAAAGCAAAACGUAAGACGCAACAGUCUGAAUCUGAAAGUGAGAGCAGUGAAGAAGUUUCAAAAGCGAAGGCUAAAUCAAAAGUUAAGCGCAAAGAUAAAACUGCUUCAAAGAAAACCAAGAAACCUAAGAAAGAGAGUUCGUCAAGUGAAAGUGAUUCCGAAGAUAGUUCUUCUAGCGAUUCUGAAGACGAUAGGAAGAAAAAGAGCAAAAAGAGUGCUAAAAAGAAAUUAGCAAAGAAAUCGCGCAAGAAAAGAGCACGUUCAUCCAGCUCAGAAUCGAGUUCGGAAGAAGAAGUGAAACACAAGAGCUCGAAAACUAAGCAAAAGAACAUUCCAGAAGAAUCUGAUGUUGACAAGAAGUCGAAAAAGCGUAACAAAGACAAUACGAUUGAACAUUCAAGGUCAGAAAAAGCAGAAGGCAAGCAAAGCAAGUCGAAGAAAAUAGAGAACACUGAUGACUCUCGCGAUGACAGUUCUGACAGUGACGAAAAGUCAAGCAAGAAGAAGCCUGUUAAGAGAGACACGAGUUCCGAAAAAGAAACGAGACGGUCAAAGAAAUUAGAUACAUCUAAAGAACGUGUAGCUUCACCAGAUGGUGUUAAAGGUAAAAAGACCGAGGAAAAAGUUACUAAAUCCAAGCAUUCAGAGGAAGUAAAAUCUAAGUCACGCGAAGAUACUGAAAAGAAAGCCAAAAAACGUGAGAAAGAGGAAUCAUCGUCAGAUAGCGAUCAGGUGUCUAAGAAGAAGGCUAGGAAGAAGGUGUCAGAAUCGGAGUCCGAGUCUGAUAGUGAUGAGCCCAAAAAGUCAAAGAAGGCCAAGAAACACAAGAAACACUCUAAGAAGCAUAAGAAACACAAAAAACAUAAGAAGGCUUCAAAAAAGAAGGAUGACUCCUCUGACAGUGAUGAAGCUGAAGAAGAAGAGGAGGAGGGUAAGGUUAAUAACGAAGAUUUAGAAAAGAAACUUCGCGAAAGAGCAUUGAAAUCAAUGAAAAAACAAACUAGUGUUUCAGGGUCAGACUAGCCCUUAUUUUUUUAUCCACCGCGCUUACAAAACUGACUUUAAACAAGUUUCAGUGGCUUAGAAUAAAUGUCUUUAUUUUACAGUACGUUACAAUUUUAAAAAUGAAAUACCUAGCAUGUAUGGUUUUAAAAUAACGUGUAUGUCACAUUGUUAGGAAUAAAGAUUUCAAUUGUGUAAACUUGUUUUAUUUACCGAUUCUUUUCAUUGCGCCCACCAUCAUCAAUAAAAACAGUUCAUUACAGU